AUGCAACAAGUCCCUCCUGAGCUCAAGGCUAUGAAUGACCAGCUGCAGGUUAUACUUAAGGGUAAUCAGGAGCUGGGUGCCAAGAAGAGCAAGUUAAUAGAAUCUCGCCAACGACUUGGUGCCCAGAAGAGCGAGAAUGAGAUAGUGAAGGAUGAAAUAACUAAGCUGGAGCCGGAUUCCAAGGUGUACAAACUCAUUGGUCCUGCUCUUAUCCAACAGGAUCAGAGCGAUGCCAAGGCGAUUGUCAACAACCGGCUUGAAUACAUUAAUGGUGAGCUGAAAAGGACGGAUGUUUCUAUCGCCGAAUUAGAGCGGAAGGAGAAGGAAGCUCAACAAAAGGCCGAGGAGUUGUUCCGCAAAAUGCAGGCAAAGCAAGCGCAAAUACAUCAACGACAACAACAACAACAACAGCAACAGCAACAGCAGUAA
Messenger RNA from Trypanosoma conorhini, 429 nucleotides. RefSeq names its product prefoldin subunit. Gene Ontology annotation, biological process: chaperone-mediated protein complex assembly; protein folding. The record is from RefSeq and is a predicted model, not a curated record. NCBI's taxonomy places the organism in Eukaryota, Euglenozoa, Kinetoplastea, Trypanosomatida, Trypanosomatidae. Gene Ontology annotation, molecular function: protein-folding chaperone binding. Bases 1 to 429 code for a protein of 142 amino acids. The transcript has a single exon. Gene Ontology annotation, cellular component: prefoldin complex; cytoplasm.